This is a messenger RNA of Aspergillus versicolor CBS 583.65, 1050 nucleotides long. RefSeq lists its product as uncharacterized. The record is from RefSeq and is a predicted model, not a curated record. Lineage: Eukaryota; Fungi; Ascomycota; Eurotiomycetes; Eurotiales; Aspergillaceae. The coding region runs from base 84 to 857 and encodes 257 amino acids. The transcript is spliced from 2 exons.
GGGUUAUCACCCUGCAUCUGUAUGCACAGGAUCCUGGAAAAUACGUACAUAUGUCCAGCUGACCCAACCAGAGAUGAAGAGCAAUGUCUAAGGGUGAGGUACUCCUACAUCUGUGUAGGGCAUCCAACUCUAAUCCAGUUCAUGCCAAGGGACCCGAUCCUCGUGCCAAGGCAAAGGCCUCCUACAGGGUAUCAUCAAGUAAUACAUUAAAGCGAGAAAUAACUUUGCAAAGCCGCAAGGGGUGGGUGGUGGGGAGAUUUUGUAUAGCCGGGUCCCGCCCAGGUAAGAGGUAUUGCACCAGAAAACCAUACAAAGCAAGAACAAAAGAUCAAAUAAUCCUAUCCACCCUGUCAAUCUCGCUAUCUGGGGGUGCCCAUAUCCCUGUCUCGGGCAGAGACAUCUCGCUCGGCUCUUCUCAGCCGUCAACUUGUCAGAUGCAAAACCCUUGUAAGCACACUUGGCAUAAAGGCCACUUACUGCUAGUAUUGGUGGCAUCGUAUCUCCACGCAUCCUCCUUGGGCCGACUAGCAGUAUUUGUGUUACACUCUCGGUACACAUCUUGGAACAUUAGUGGCCGAGUUGACAGUAAGGAGGAAAGAACAGGUCGUCAGUCUGCAACCGAACUCACGAUGCAAGUCGUAUUUCUCGCUCUCGCUGUCCAUCUCCCUUUCGCUCUCCCUUUCUUUUUCGUUCUGCCCUGGAUAUCCCGGAUACUCCCACUGUACGGCGCCCGUUUUCGUCUCGACAAAGUAUGCGCGCUGGUUGUCUUCGUCCCACUCCUGGAUCCAGCCUUCGGGGAGCGGCGGCGGGGUGCUCUGAGGGGCAGGAUGGGCUGGUGCCAUGGUCGAGGUGCUUGAGAGACCGAUUGAAGAGGAGUAGGCGAGGGGCGCAGUAUUCAGGAUCUAAGUAGGUAAUAGUAUUUAUAUAUCGGCUGCCCUGUAAGUCUGUCCAGUCUACGCCGAGACAGCAGGGCACCUGCUCUUCUAGCCGUAAUAUACAGCUGGAUACCACCAGGACUUAGUGCAGGGGUCUCCUUCCCCAGUCGACGUC